Molecule: messenger RNA, 1541 nt
Organism: Camellia sinensis
Lineage: Eukaryota; Viridiplantae; Streptophyta; Magnoliopsida; Ericales; Theaceae
Source: RefSeq, a predicted model, not a curated record
CACCUGUUGUGGUCACUACUGAGUACCAAUACAGCACUACAGCUACAAAAGUUGAGCCAUUCGAGGAUUAUGGAGUGACUACCACCAACAAAUGGCGCAGGCCUUCAAGUCCAGUUCUUGAUCGCCCCCAAGUCAUGGUCACUGAAUAUGGGUACAUCUCUCCUACAGAAGUAGAGCCACGAAACAAUUAUGGAGUCACCAACGACAAAUGGCGUUGGCCUUCGACUCCAGUCCAUGAUCGACCACAAGUUGGGCUUCGGGAUAGCUCUCCAACAAAAGUUCAGCCUGUGAAGGAUUAUUACGGAGUCAGCAACGACAAAUGGCGUAGGCCUUCAAGUCCGACUCAUGAUCAUCCUCAAGUUAUGGUCACUAAAUACGGGUACAACUCUCCAACAAAGGUAGAGCCACUGAACAAUUAUGGAGUCACGAACGACAAAUGGCAAAGGCCUUCAAGUCCUGUCCAUGAAUAUGGGUAUCACUCUCCGACUAAGAUUGAGCCUAUAAAGGAUUAUGGAGUUACAAACGACAAAUGGCAGAGGCGUUCAAGUCCGGUCCACGAAUAUGGGUAUAGCUCUCCGAAUAAAGUUGAGCCUAGGAAGGAUUAUGGAGUCACCAACGACAAAUGGCGUAGGCCUUCAAGUCCAGUCCAUGAAUACGGAUAUAACUCUCCAAAAGAAGUUGAACCCAUGGACUAUAGAGUCACCAAUGACAAAUGGCAUAGGCCUUCGAGUCUGGUUCAAGAUCGCCCACAAAAGGUUGAGGAGUUCAUCACGAGCAUUCAAACUGAAGUAGGUCGACCAACGAGAUCAGGCCUCCUGAGUGCCCCAAAUUGGCGCAAUAACAAUCCUAAUUCAAAAAUAGGCCAAGUUUGCAACAUUGGCUAUGAUGAUUACACUAACUACAAUGACAACGAUGACUGGAACAAGCCUAAUGUUAAUACUAUUCGAGAUGAGAGUUUGGCAGAUCCAUUUAUAGCCAAUAGAGAUGCUAGGGAAAGGCCUAGUCGUAAUGGCACCUGGCUUUCGGGGCCAACAAAUGACAUUGGUAAAGCUGUGGAGAUCCUUAGGGAAGCUGUGAAGCCUUUGUCUGUAACUGGUACUGCACAACCUAUACCUACACCACAGCCACGGAUGACCGUACCAGUCUCAACUACUCCGAAAAGUGAUACUUACACGGAAACCAUUGACAGCAGGGAAGCUGAAAGGAGAUACAGAAAAUUGAAUCAAUCAUCUAGGCCAUUUCAAAAGGAAGAGAAUUACACAGGAACCAUUAACAGUAGAGAGGCUGCACUAAAAUAUAAAGGCGCAAUUGUAAGGUGAAGAUGAUGAGCAAUCUACAUAUGCAUGGUUUACAUCUAUAAUAACUAUAGGUUUAUCUUUAUCCUAGCUUAAAUGCUCUUUGGUUGUGAUGAAUAAUAAGUAGGUUGAUCUAAGCUUAUCUUGGUAGUAUGUACUCUAGCAGACCAUCUAUUUCGCAGUUUGUAUUUCGUUUAUGCUGAACUAUCUUAUCAAUAAAAACGUGUUGUUGGGUGUUUAUGUCCA